CUCAUUAUACGCGCGCUGGCUGCGGGAUAUAAGGUCUUCUCGUUCUUGUUCUCUUGCGCUGGACGUUCUUUCUCCUCGACUUUUUGCAUUCUCUUCAAGCACACUGACGCUCGCAGCGCGAGGACCGGCCUACUAACGUACUAGAACUCUCGACUAAUCAAUUCGCACUCGAAACCGACUUCGAUCCCGGCACUCACCUCAAGUAUGCUUUCUUCAUUACAAUGGACUUUGGCUAUCCUGCUGUUAAUCGCUUCUGAUACCCUUGCCGCCCCACGACCUAAUACCGCCUCGCCACAAGCCAUCCCGCUCGUACGGAGGGCACACAACCGGCGGACGACGCAGGACUGGGGGGAAUGGGCCAAGAACCACCGGGAAAUCCUCACAAGCAAAUAUGGCGGCUCUUCCACGGGCGUUGCAAAGCGUGGUAGUGGCACGAAUCUCCUCACGAACCAGAACGCAGACUCAAGCUACUAUGGCUCAGUCGCCAUAGGGACCCCUCCCGUAUCCUUCAAUGUCAUCUUGGACACUGGAUCUUCCGACCUCUGGGUAGCAGACAAUGCCUGCGUUACAGGCUGCAAGAACGUGCCGAAGUUUCAGUCGUCGCAGUCCUCGACGUUCAAGAACAUGAGCAAACCAUUCAACAUCCAGUAUGGAUCCGGAGAGGCCGCUGGGAUCCUUGGCUCGGACACCGUCCAGAUGGCAGGCUUCUCAGUGGCGAACCAAGUCUUCGGCGUCUGUAACGCCGUCUCCUCUGGGUUGCUCAAUAAUCCUGUCUCUGGUCUGCUGGGUCUUGCCUGGAACACUAUCGCCACGUCCGGCGCGACCCCUCUGUGGCAAACUCUGGCUGGCAGCGGAGCCUGGGACUCUCCUGUCAUGUCAUUCCACCUCACUCGUUUCGUUGACGACAGCCAGGCGCAGACAUUGGAGCCUGGAGGAUCGUUCACAAUGGGUUUUGUCAACCAAUCUUUGUACACAGGUGAUAUCGACUUCCAGAACAUCCCUUCCGGAUCAGAGUCCUACUGGAUCCUGCCGCUGACCGAAAUCACUGUCCAGGGCGCCUCCAUGACCUUCCCCUCGACGCAGAGCUCAUUCGCCGCCAUUGACACCGGAACGACGCUAGUCGGGGGUCCCUCCAGCGCCAUCGCGCAGCUGUACUCCCAGAUCCCCGGCUCGGCCCCCGGAUCCGGCAACUUCGAGGGAUACUACACCUAUCCCUGCAACACGCAAGUGAACGUCUCCCUCGCGUUCGGCGGGAAGAGCUGGUCCAUCAGCCCGCAGGACUUCCGCCUUACGCAGCUCACGCAGUCAGAAUGCCUCGGCGCGUUCUUCGAGCUCACGACGGGUGGCAGCGCGCCCGCAUGGAUUGUCGGCGACACCUUCCUGAAAAACGUCUACUCCGUCUUCCGCUUCAACCCGCCCUCGAUCGGCUUCGCCGCGCUCUCAGAGGCAGCAACUGCGCAGAACGAUGCGGACGGGCCCAUACCAUCUGCUACCAUCGGCUCCGCGGCUGCCGCUGUAUCUGCAUCGAGCGGGACCGACGCUGUGAACAGCGCGGCGGUUAGCGCGUACUCGUUUAGCCCUGUGGUGUUGAUGAUUGCGGGCGUUGUUGCUGGGGUCGUGUCGCUCCUUUAAUGCGGAUUGUGGGGAGUUGGACUUGCGUGUUAGGCGUGGACAGUGCUGUAUAUUGUAGCGUUUGAUCAAUGGACUUUGUGGAAGACACAAUUUGUAUUUGCUUAGUUACUACCGCUAAGGACGAGUUAAUGGCCCUGUAAUUGCAUUCCUGAUGAGAUCUUUGAAGGCACGAUUCAGACUCACGCUACUCUCGUCAUGAACUUUGGUAAACAUAGACAAACUCCUCCCGG
This is a messenger RNA of Gloeophyllum trabeum ATCC 11539, 1862 nucleotides long. Its product is annotated as aspartic peptidase A1. Gene Ontology annotation, molecular function: aspartic-type endopeptidase activity. The coding region runs from base 205 to 1632 and encodes 475 amino acids. The record is from RefSeq and is a predicted model, not a curated record. The transcript has 9 exons. NCBI's taxonomy places the organism in Eukaryota, Fungi, Basidiomycota, Agaricomycetes, Gloeophyllales, Gloeophyllaceae. Gene Ontology annotation, biological process: proteolysis.